This is a messenger RNA of Lentinula edodes (shiitake mushroom), 2187 nucleotides long. RefSeq lists its product as uncharacterized. Gene Ontology annotation, molecular function: oxidoreductase activity. Bases 227 to 2107 code for a protein of 626 amino acids. The record is from RefSeq and is a predicted model, not a curated record. The transcript has a single exon. NCBI's taxonomy places the organism in Eukaryota, Fungi, Basidiomycota, Agaricomycetes, Agaricales, Omphalotaceae.
UCUAGCUUUCCACCACCACCCCAUUUGAUUGCUCCACGACCUUCCACGACUCGCCCAGAGUCCACUGCUCAAAUAGCUGCAGGUCAUAGACUUCCGACUUCGAGAUACUUUCAAGCUUACUCAUCCCGCGCGGCCUUUGACAAAUCGACACUUUUCCCGCCAGUAUUUAUAUAGACAUGGUAGUGUUUCAUCUUACGAAAAACGUCCAUAUCUCCCCACUAAAACCAUGGCACUAAACGGCUGGCACAUUGGCGAACUGUCCAUCCGCCAAAAGAUGAAAUUUACUGAGGAUCCAUCGCUUGAUGGGAUGUACACCUGGAUCAGCGAAGAGAUUGAUCCUGGUCAUGCUCAAUUUCACAGUGAAUGCCACUUCCUUCCUGUCACAACUGUGGACUCGGAUGGGCGGCCUUGGAGCUCCAUAUUGGCGCCAGGGGAAGGACGACCUGGAAGCAGUUUCAUUCGGUACAUUGGGGGUAGUAGGUUGAGAGUGUCGGCACGGAUUUGGGAUGGAGAGCCGAUCUUGAGGACAGGGAAGGACAACAUGCUCAUAGCUGGAAUUGGUAUUCACUUCCCAACGCGGAGGAGGAAUAAGAUCGCGGGAUUUGUUUCACGAUAUGAACGCUCCGGAGAUGGAGAUGAUUGCGUUGUCCUCGAAAUGACGAUCAAUGAAACGAUAGGGAAUUGUCCCAAAUACAUAAAUCUUCGACACCUUUCUCCUCAUCCAAAUACACAUCCCAAACUCAUGACCGAAAGAUUACAUCUCCAGAAAGAUGAUCGUCUUCCGGCUGAGCUCAUCGAUUUUAUCUUGGCUUCGGACACAGUUUUUUUAGGAACUACCUAUGUCGCUCUCGAGAAAGAUGCAGCAUUAUUUCCGUCUCACCUAGGUAUGAACCAACGUGGAGGCCGUAAAGGUUUCAUCCGGGUAUCGCUCAAGGAUCAACGUACACUUGUUUUACCUGAUUUUUCUGGUAACCGAAUUCUCACAUCUCUUGGUAACAUCGAAGCCUCGUCACUAGCAUCUUUCACAUUCGUCGAUUUCGAGAGCGGUGCAAUUCUGUACCUCACUGGCGAAGCAAAGAAUCUUGUAGGGGAAGAUGCUCAGCGGAUUAUGCCUCUCCAUACCCAAAUGGCGCUCACCACUCUGUUCGUGACUGGAUAUAUAUUUGUACUGGACGCGCUUCCUGUACGACAGACCGUGGGCACACAUGCGGAACAGAGUCCAUACAGUCCACCUCUUCGUUUCCUCGCAGAAGAAGCAGGCGGCCGUGUCAUAUCGUCAAACCCUAAUCAGACUGUUUUGCUCAGUCGCAUCGAUAUGCAUUCCUCUUCAAUUGCCACAUUCUGGUUUCUAUCGUCUGUUCCCCUUACCAUUAACCCAGGACAAGCCGCCAUCUUAAGUUUUGCAGAUCUUUUAGGAAAACCCAAAUAUGCACACAUGGCACCAUCGAAUCCCAAAUCCUUGAAUGACGACCGCGUGCGUACUUGGACGGUCUCUGAUUCAUUCACUCACGAGUUUGCACUUACCAUGCGCGAGAUACCCGGUGGCGUGGUUACAGGGGCUCUCUUUAACCUUGCACGCGCACUGGCUAAGUCGAGGCCAGAACUACUCACAAAUGCCUCUGAUCUAGAAAUUCGUCUAGGUUUGGUUGGUUUCAGUGGUUCAUUCUGUCUACCUUCUCCUGCGAAGGAUUCUGAGGUCAAGCUUCUGUGGAUUGCCGGUGGCAUUGGCUUUACACCGUUUUUACGCAUGCUCAAAGCUUUGAAGGCGGACAACAGUGGAUGUCGCUGGGACAUACAUAUGGUCUUGUCUACACGCGAUCCUGAUGUUCUUCUACCUCUGCUGAUGAAGGCCGCUGACUCCACAGGAGAGAAGGUGAAAUUCAUGUUGGACUUAUUCACCUCAAGGAAAGUUACGGUAAUGGCGGGUUCAAUUGACGAUGUUCGUAUACAUUCAGAACGGGUUGACUCGAAGUAUUUACGGAGUACAGACUUGUCACGAAAGAUAUACUUAUGUGGUCCCAAGCCUUUUGAACAGGCUGUACUAGGGGGUUUAGCGAACAGUAGCGUUAGUGCUCAUCAAGUUACAGUAGAGGGUUUCGCCUAUUAAUUCCAAUGUGUAGUACUUUUAUGCAAGCGGAUUGAGUGAUAACGGAAGGCCAAUGGAGGGCCAAUGGAGUUCUCACGCUG